Molecule: messenger RNA, 1312 nt
Organism: Saprolegnia diclina VS20
Lineage: Eukaryota; Oomycota; Saprolegniomycetes; Saprolegniales; Saprolegniaceae
Exons: 1
Coding region: 39-1259 (406 amino acids)
Source: RefSeq, a predicted model, not a curated record
GCUGGCUGCAUUGGCACAAGCUGAAAGAGCGGCUAGCUAUGACCACCAUGCUCGAGACGGACGCGCUCAAGGAGCAGCUCCGCGUCGCGAAGGAGAAGCUCACGCUGCACCGGCGCCCGCGGCCGACGCCCGUCGACGUCUACAGCCCCGACAUCCGCGUCUGGGAAAUGAAGCUGCGGCUCGCGCUGGAGCAGAACCUCGAGCUCGAGCAGCGCCUCGCGUGGGAGAUCAAGCAGCGCAGCGUGGCCGAGAAGUACAUCCAGCACCAGAUCCGGCACCUGCAAGACAUGCUCGAGGCUGUCAUUGAAACUAGCCCGAAGACGAGCCCGCGCCGCCACGCCAAAGCGACAGCGUCGUUCGAGGACCGACAAGUGCAACAGAACUUGAGCCCGCUCUUGACCGAGGUCAUGCAAGUGCAACUCAAGUUUGCCGAAACCAUGCAGCAGCUCGACCACUCGGUGCACGCCCGUGAGAAGCUCUUGCAGCCGCCGAUGCCCCGCCGCCUCCACGACUCGUUUGCAUCGUACUCGUCUGAGAGCGACCACACAGCACCGCGCAUGGAGACGUACACGCGUAUGCUCGACCGGGAGACGCCGAGCCCCCAGCACGCGCCGCCUGUCACGAUGACGUCGUCGAGUACGUCGCCAAUGCGACCCGAGCGCCCGAUGUCCCCGCAGACCUUUCGGGCGUCAACAGCUGCCGUGCACCUCGUCCAGAGCCGCAUCGAAGAGGAAGACCUGACGACGCCCAAAAUCGACCGUAGCAUUCGAUUCCACGACUGCGACGACGACGACGACGAGACGCCCGUGCACCGCCGUGUCGAAUUUGUCGCUCGACCACCGAGCCCGUCCGAGUCGGCGUUCCUUGGCGCGAGCAUGAUCUCGUCCAGCGAGCCGAGCACGAGCUUGUACUCGAUGUGUCCAAGCAGCGACCUCGAGCGCUCCUCGUUCGUCGCCGACUUUGCGCAGUUUCGCCAGAGCCUCAAACAGUCGGCGACCAAGCUGCGGGCGGCCAGCGCGCCGUCGUCACCGGUUGCGUGGAAGGUCGACCCGGCCGCGUCGCUACGCGAACUCCAGCAACUGAAGCAGCAGCUGACGCUGGACAUGCAAAGCCUCAGCACCGAGCUCACGCUUCUCUCGUUGGACCCGACCCAAGCCUCGAAAGCCGACAUGCAGCAACUCCAAGCCAGCGUCGACGAGUGCCGAAGCCGCAUGAUCGCCAUCGACCGCCGCAUGCGCUUCUUCGCGUCGUCGCCCUAGUUGUCCUAACUUAACUCUGUACUAUUGUCCUCCAAGUCGCAAGAAAAGCCAUA